AUGUUUGGUAAGAUUGCCAAUAAUUCUGCAGAUGCAUCAAGUAAAUUAUGGAAAGCUGAUCAUUCCCUGCCCGGCAGACCCAUUUUUGGUGCCCAACAUCCUCCUCUUUCAUCGAAAUCAAAUAAGUCAGUAUUUGCACUGUUAAUCUACAGAAAACAACAAGCAUUCACUGAAUAUAUGAAUAACACUGUUGACGCAUGGGCAAUUGACGAUGAUUUAGAAAGUGAAAAUGAAGAAAAUGAUAUUGAUAAAGAAGAACCAUUCAUAUCAAAACAAGCUGUUCAAGAAGUAGCAAAACGUGUUAUACAUGAACAUAAAACAAGAAAUGAAUCUGAGAAAGUGACAUUGGAGGCAUCAUCUGUACGUCGUCCAGUAGCAUCUAGUUCAUCUUCGACUGCUUGUCCUGGCAUUGGCAUACGUCUCGGACAACAUCCAAGUUCAAAAACAAUGGUACCCGUACGUUUUACAAAUCAAGUUCGAUCAACUAUCACUACAAUACCUGAUAUUGAUUCACAAAAAGAAAAUAAAUUUAAACAAAUUUUUGAACAAUCACAUGUAGAUCUGAAUGAACUUCGUAAAACAAGUUGGAACGGAAUACCAAAACAAUUUCGUGCAGAAGCUUGGAAACUACUUUGUGGUUAUCUGCCAGCUAAAGUUGAUCGUCGUGAUGAUACGUUGAAGAGAAAACGUGACGAAUAUUGGUCAUAUGUUAGCCAAUAUUAUCACACAAGAUCUGAGUCUGUUCAUCAAGAUACUUUUAGACAGAUACAUAUUGAUAUUCCGCGUAUGAAUCCAUUGAUGCCUAUAUUUCAACAAUUGGUUGUUCAAGAAUUAUUUGAACGUAUUUUAUUUAUAUGGGCUAUAAGACAUCCAGCAAGUGGCUAUGUUCAAGGCAUCAAUGAUUUAGUUACACCAUUUUUCGUUGUUUUUCUAUCGGAGUUUAUUGAUAAUGAUGUUGAAAUUGAAAAUUUUGAUAUUGGUUCAUUACCUGAAGAACAUUUACGUAUUAUUGAAGCCGAUAGUUAUUGGUGUACAUCAAGUUUACUUGAUGGGAUACAAGAUAAUUACACAUUUGCUCAACCAGGAAUACAAUAUAAAGUUCGAACAUUAGAAGAGUUAAUUAAACGAAUAGAUGACCCACUUUAUCGCCAUUUAAAAACUCAACAUAUUGAAUUUUUACAAUUUGCAUUUCGUUGGAUGAAUAAUUUAUUAAUGAGAGAAUUACCUGUUCGAUGUACCAUCCGGCUAUGGGAUACAUAUCAUGCUGAGCAAGAUGGUUUUUCACAUUUUCAUUUAUAUAUAUGUGCUGCCUUUCUAGUUCGAUUUUCAAAAGAUCUUCUACGGGAAAAAGAUUUUCAGGGUUUAUUAUUAUUAUUACAAAAUCUUCCGACUCAUUCGUGGACAAGUGAUGAUAUUAGUAUAUUGACAGCAGAAGCAUAUCAAUUAAAAGUGAUGUUCGCCAAUGCACCGAGACAUUUGAGUUAG
Molecule: messenger RNA, 1485 nt
Organism: Didymodactylos carnosus
Lineage: Eukaryota; Metazoa; Rotifera; Eurotatoria; Philodinida; Philodinidae
Source: the annotation of a GenBank genome assembly